Messenger RNA from Opisthorchis viverrini, 1098 nucleotides. RefSeq lists its product as hypothetical. The record is from RefSeq and is a predicted model, not a curated record. Lineage: Eukaryota; Metazoa; Platyhelminthes; Trematoda; Opisthorchiida; Opisthorchiidae. The annotation marks the transcript as partial. The transcript has 7 exons.
GUCAAAACCUGGCUGAAACAAAACAAUCUCUCACAUUACAUACCUGCGAUCUGUGUCGAUGAUAUUAUCAACACAACAUCUUGCGACGUGACGGCCGUCGGGAACUUCUACUUCCAUAUGCAUCCAACUGUCAACAUUUCUUUAAGGCACGUGGAGAUUUUGAACGUUCUUCCCAUGCCCCCGAAGAGCUACUGUAUGAAGCUUUCAAAUCUAGAAUAUCAAUUUCCACUGCCCAAACUAAACGCAUUCACUGAAUGGGACAAUUCCACAGCCGCCGAAUAUGUCAAAACCUGGCUGAAACAAAACAAUCUCUCACAUUACAUACCUGCGAUCUGUGUCGAUGAUAUUAUCAACACAACAUCUUGCGACGUGACGGCCGUCGGGAACUUCUACUUCCAUAUGCAUCCAACUGUCAACAUUUCUUUAAGGCACGUGGAGAUUUUGAACGUUCUUCCCAUGCCCCCGAAGAGCUACUGUAUGAAGCUUUCAACUCCAGCCCUCCAGUCUCAGAAGCUUAUGGCAUGCGACUAUUCAUUACCACUAAAAGCCGUCGGUGAACUGAGUCCAGCUGAAAAACUUGGACAAAUCUUGAGUGCUGGUGAUGUGAACAAGUUGUGUGAAGCAGCGCUACCGUUUAAAAACUAUGGACAGUAUCAACGCCAAUCCCUUUGUCCAAGCUCCCCCCCAAACUGCCUUUCGUUUCUUCCUGCUUCUCCAGAAUCUUCGACUAACAGUCUUCACCCGAAUGUCAGAAAGAUGAGUAGUAAACAUGAAUUUCUUGAUGUAGCAAUGGUUUCACAUCGGUGGUUUGUCACCUUUCCCACCCACAAAAAGGGCCUUACAGUUUAUCGUGUAAUCAUGCGAGCCUGUUUUAUUACACUUGUUUUUCAGGUCAAAGCCUGGCUGGGACAAAACAAUCUCUCACGUCACAUACCCGCGAUCUGUGUCGAUGAUGUUAUCAACACAGCAUCUUGCGAUGUGACUGCCGUCGGUUACUUCUACUUCCAUGUGCAUCCAACUGUCAACAUUUCUUUAAGGCACGUGGAGAUUUUGGACGUUCUUCCCAUGCCCCCGAAGAGCUACUGUAUGAAGCUUUCA